Messenger RNA from Neltuma alba, 2299 nucleotides. RefSeq names its product paramyosin. The transcript is spliced from 2 exons. The record is from RefSeq and is a predicted model, not a curated record. The coding region runs from base 110 to 2008 and encodes 632 amino acids. Lineage: Eukaryota; Viridiplantae; Streptophyta; Magnoliopsida; Fabales; Fabaceae.
CUCUGCCUCUUUAUCUUUCUUAUCUCCGCCUCUCAUCUCACGUAUCCACCGUAAAACCCUAAAAAAAACCCUAAUCCUCUUCCUAUUCCAUUCGUCACUUUCUCCAAGUAUGGCCAAAAAGAAGGUGUCCCACCCUCAAUCCCAUGACCACAAUUUACAUGAACACGAUGCCCCUCAUCCUCACCAUCACACCCCACACUCCCAUUCCCACCAAUCUACUAACAUGGAUGAUCCUAGUGAUCAGCUUGAGAAGCUCAAGAACCUCAACUCCCUUCUGGUCAAGGAGACUGCUGAACGCCGCCAGCAAGUUGACUCCCUCACUCAGGACAAAGAGGCCCUGGAAUCGGCCUUCAGUCGUUCUGCCAUGGAGAAGAGAGACCUGGAGUUUCAGCUCUCUGAGGCGGCAGACGGUAAUGCGAGCUUGCAUUUGGACAAAGCCGUGGUUCUUGUUUAUGUGCAGACCCAGGUGAGGGAAAUGGGUUUUCGCUUCCAUAAGCUUGUUGCUCAGAGAAAUGAGAUAGAGUCUGCUAAGUCUGAGAGGGAUGCCGAGAUUGCUAUGUUGAAAGGAGAACUGUGUAAGCUUACGGUUCGUCUUGAAAGCGAGAGGGACCAGUUAAGUAGGCUGAGCCGAGAGAGGGAUGAUUUGAAAGUUGAUUUUGACGGUAUGGUUGACGAGGCAAACCGAUUGAAGGAGAGAGUUAUUGAAGCGGAGAAAGCAGAAAGCAGGCUCAGGAGCGAUCUUGAGAAGUUAAGGGUGGAAGGUGAUAAGUUGACGGAGGAGAAAGAUGAGAAAGAAAGAGCAAUUAGAGAAUUGACGAAAGAAAGAGAUUUUGCUCUGAGGAAGUCGGCAGAGUCUGCCAGGUUGAUUGAUGAGUUAAAGGGAGAGAUUGGCGUAAUUAUGAGGGCGAAGUGCGAGACCGAGGAGCAAAAACAUGCACAAGAACUGAAAAUCAGUGGCCUGGAGUUAGAGCUGAAAAAACUCAACGAGUCUCUGAAUAAUAGUCGGGAGGAAGAGGCGAUUAUGCGUAAUAGCAUUACUGAAUAUGAAAAGAGUCUUGGCCAGGCGUUCGCAGAGGUAAAGAAUAUGGAAAAGGAAAUCGAUGCCAUGCGGAAGGAGAUCAUGGGGAAUGAACAGAGCAUUAAGAUGUUAACUGAGCGAAGAGAUGGCUUACAGAAGGAUCUGGAUAUGGCUCAAAAAGAAGUCGAUAGGAAGCAGCACAUUAUUGAUGAUGCAAUUAGAAGGAAAAACGAGACUGAGCAGGCGAAAAUUGGCCUGGAGAAUGAAAUUGCUGGGCUCAACAGAGAAAUGGAUCAGCUGAAAGAUGCCAUUCACAAGUUGGAACUGUCAUGCAGAGACUUAGAAGAGAAGAACAAACAAUUGCUUUCUGAAGUUGAACGCUAUGGAAGGAUUGCUGACGAAGCCAUUUCUGAGAGGGAUAAUAUCAGGAAGGGAUUUGACGAGGAGAAAGAUAAAGUGAAGAACUUGAUUUUGGAGGUUGCUGAAAUGAAGAACAAAAUUGAACAUACUGCAACAGAGUUAGGAGAGAUGAGAAGUGAGAGGGAAAAGCUGAUUCAGAGGAAUGAGAUGAUGGAAAGCCGUGUGAACACUUUAACGAAGGAGAAGGAUGUACUGCAGGAGAGCCUUUUGGAUGCUCAACGAAACACUGAUGAUUUAAGAGCUAAGAUUGAAUGUUCAAGCCAGACGCUGGCACUGUUGAGGAGAACUGCUGCGCUCGUGUGCCAUUCUAAAGAUGACGAGAAUGUAGAAGAAGUGGUUUUGACUGAGAAGCUUGAUGAAGAACUUGUGCCAUAUGCCGAAGAACUGGAUGCAAUAAAGAACGCGUUCAAGAACAAGAAUAAGAUUGUGGAAGACAUGAAGCAACAACUUGUAUCGCUUGAAAACUGUGCAGCUGAGGCACAGAAAAGGAAGGGCUUGUGGGCUUUGAUCUCUUCUGUGACUACAAUUUUCGCUGCGGCACUAGCCGCAUACGCCGCGAGAGCACGCUGAAUCAUCUUCAAUUUUCUGGGUUCUCACACAAGCCUCUCCGGUAACAGCAUCACAUUAUGAGAAUAAAAGGAAGAGUGAGGUCGUCGGGUCCUUGUGAGGGUGUGGCCGUGCGGAUAAGGGAGCAUCUGUAUUCUGCACAGUGGACAUGCAGGAUGCAGCAACGCCGCAGACGGGCUUCUGACUUUCAAAACGAGCCGUUAUGAUUUGCAUCCGCAUUCGGGACUCCAGAGUCAUCACACAACGCCUUUUUUAGCUUUUUUUAAUUAUAUGUAUAAGAAUUAUUGUUAAAAU